Molecule: messenger RNA, 2136 nt
Organism: Saxophila tyrrhenica
Lineage: Eukaryota; Fungi; Ascomycota; Dothideomycetes; Mycosphaerellales; Extremaceae
Exons: 3
Coding region: 1-2136 (711 amino acids)
Cellular component (GO): nucleus
Molecular function (GO): protein binding
Source: RefSeq, a predicted model, not a curated record
AUGCCUUUUCACUCUCACCGGAACAACCAGAACCUCCCCAAUCUCGCAGCCGGCAUUGUUCAAUCCGCAGGAGCAGGAGCCAUCGCCGCCCCCAAUCUCCAAAGUUUAGCCUCCGGAACGACCAACGCAGGUACGGACACCUUCGUCAACGCCAAUGACUCGAUAGCCUACGGAAGAAGCGGCCAGGGCCAAGGAGACAUGGCCAACAACCAGCUCCACUCCAACAGCAGACUCGGCCUCGAUCCGUCGACAGCGCCGCCAAUGUCGGCGCCAGUGACGACCGACCAGCCCUUCAAUACUCCACGGAGAACACAUACGCAGAGACAGUCGGAAGACUUCCGCAUACCUUCGAACGCACCACCCUUGCAGCAGACCUAUACCCCUCAGCAGCAGCAGCAGCAGCAGUCAUACGAACAACCGCCCUACUCCGCAGGACCAGCAUUCAAUGUCCAGCAAGCCACACCACAGAACUCCCAUUCUUCAGCAUUCGGCGUAGUCCCUUCGAACGCAGGUUUGUCGAACGUACCCGGCGCUUUACAACCCGCUGGCGGUGCACAGCGACCGAACCCUUCCUCCACCUACUCUGCACCUAACACCGUCCCGACAAUGCACAUACAUACGAAUGCGCAACAAUAUACCCAACCUCCUUCUCGGCAAGGUACCAUGCAUAGCCACUCGCGAAGUAGUCCUUCAGGAAUGGAUGGCGCGCAGAGAUAUAUCCCUUUCAACCAAACCCCUACACAGACACCAAUCACCUCGAAUCCGAAAGCAUACAAUCUCUCACACACUCAAACUCCUACUGGUCCUUCCCACAGUCCUCUGAACCUCACCGAUAUUCGAUCACGAGCGGUCUCGGACGCCAACGAUGGUGCGGCUGGCACAACGACGCUACUGAGCUAUUCUGACGCUCCCACGAAUUCGAAUUACCUUGCACCUUUCCCGACCUACGCAUAUGACUGGUGCAAAUGGCCAUUGCUGAAUGGCGGCAGUGGGGCAGGGAAAAUGGCAGUGGGAAGCUACCUUGAAGAUCCGCACAAUUUCAUACAAAUCCUGGACACACACAUCACACCUCAAGAGGUGACGUCGCCCGGAGGCGUGCCAUAUGGGUUGGAGUAUACGAAGGUGGCAGAGGCGACCUGCGCAUACCCCGUGACGAGGAUACUAUGGGAGCCGCCAAGCUCGCAGAAGCAGAGUACGGAUCUGUUAGCGACGAGCGGUGAUCAUCUACGAUUAUGGAGUCUGCCGCAGCAAUCUUCAUCCCAACUUCCCGGGAACAGUAUCAAUCGAAGCGCAACAUCGAACACGAGAGAACAGCCGCCGCAGAAACUGCAGCCCCUGGCGUUGCUCUCGAAUAGCAAGACUCCUGAACAUACCGCGCCUUUGACCUCGCUGGAUUGGAACACCCUUUCUCCCAAGCUCAUCAUCACCUCAUCAAUCGACACCACUUGCACAAUCUGGGACAUUCCUACCUUGACAGCGAAGACGCAGCUCAUCGCUCACGACAAGGAGGUCUUCGAUGUGCGGUUCUGCGCAGGCUCAGUGGAUGUAUUCGUUUCAUGUGGGGCAGAUGGCAGUGUGAGGAUGUUCGACUUGAGAAGUCUGGAGCACUCGACCAUCAUCUACGAGCCCGCAGAGAAGGCUGACAAAUCAUCAUCACCUAGCUCAUCCUCUCCCUCCAAAACACCAGGCGUACCUGCGCCUCCUCUACUAAGACUAGCAGCCUCACCGCACGACGCCCACCUCCUCGCCACCUUCGCCUCCGACAGCAACCUCAUCCGCAUUCUCGACGUCCGACAACCCGGCGCCGCUCUGCUAGAACUCCGCGGCCACCAAGCUAGCCUCAACACCAUCGAAUGGAACCCCAGCCGAAGAGGCAUGCUCGCCUCCGGCGCCGACGACAGCUUAGUCCUCGUCUGGGACCUCCUCAACUCCAGCAACCAGCCCGCAGUCCCUGCUCUGAACGGCAACAGCGCUGCGCAAGGCGCCGAGGUGCAGUCGAAAGGCCCUGCAGCGAGCUGGCGGUGCGAGUACGAGGUCGCGAAUGUUUCGUGGGCGCCGCAGAGUGCGCUGACGGGCCAGGGAGGGGAUUGGCUGGGCGUGAGUGCUGGGAGAGGGGUUUGGGGGAUCAAGUUAUGA